Leptosia nina is the source of this 384-nucleotide messenger RNA. The record is from the annotation of a GenBank genome assembly. Lineage: Eukaryota; Metazoa; Arthropoda; Insecta; Lepidoptera; Pieridae.
AUGUUAGAAGAUUUCGUCCAACGCACUAAACUUUACGAAUAUUGUAUGUUUAAACGUGACAUUUUUCAACAGGAGAUCGCAUCUGAUGACUAUUUCAAACCAGAUAAAACAUUCGGAAGUGGGUUCGGUGUAAAAGAUUUAUUCUUCGACUCCCCGAUAGUGCAUCCAAACUACUGGCAGGAGAAGCCAAAUAAAAAGCUAGUCAGCACUGAAGAUAACAAGCAAGAGUUGCCGAAGCUCGGCUACCACGGCAAGGACAAAUAUAAAUACGCGUUUCAUGAGCCGUGGAAGCCGUUAGAUCGGCUCGGUUUACUGGCGCAAGCCGAAAAGGACGAAACCGGCAAAUCCGCGGACCUAGACGUUCCCAAACAAAUCACUCCGUAA